Messenger RNA from Parathielavia appendiculata, 241 nucleotides. RefSeq lists its product as uncharacterized. The transcript has 2 exons. The record is from RefSeq and is a predicted model, not a curated record. NCBI's taxonomy places the organism in Eukaryota, Fungi, Ascomycota, Sordariomycetes, Sordariales, Chaetomiaceae. The coding region runs from base 36 to 239 and encodes 67 amino acids.
GCGAGAGCGUAAUUAAGAUCAAUCGGCUUCCAAAGAUGGUCAGUUCUUCUUCGUUUAUGGAAAGAGUGUUUUGUCUUGGCAGAGAAACAUCAAAAAUGGAAGAAGAGAUGGCAGGCGAGGAGGACGAGGAGGACGAGGACGACGAGGACGACGAGGACGACGAGGACGACGAGGACGACGAGGACGACGAGGAGGACGCAGCAGUGUAUCAUGUUCUUACAGCGCGGCGCCAGGUAUAGAG